Molecule: messenger RNA, 3316 nt
Organism: Cladophialophora immunda
Lineage: Eukaryota; Fungi; Ascomycota; Eurotiomycetes; Chaetothyriales; Herpotrichiellaceae
Exons: 4
Coding region: 623-2680 (685 amino acids)
Molecular function (GO): protein binding
Source: RefSeq, a predicted model, not a curated record
CAACAUUUCAGCCUCUCUGCCCCCUCGGGUCUCACGAGUAAUAGUUGAGUGCUCCGUACCUGGCGAAUCUGGCCUCUCCCGUAUCAACCACUGAUUCCCGAAUUCCCCUCCUGCCCACAAACCGCAAAACCCAUCAGCCCAUCCAGAUAUACCUUUCGAGAUCAACACCACAGACGAGCUUCGCUUUCUCCAAGCUCCAAGGUAGAGGGCGACCUUGCUUACAAAACCCACGGCCCAGCCUCCCACGCCUCCUCUCGAUCUCGCCGCCACCUCCCUCGCUCCCUCCCUUUCCCUCGGAUCUCCAUAUUCUCCGGCUCAUUCCUCUCCUGGGCUAGGCCCUGCCUCGCAUGUCAUAAGCGCUUUUCUGCCAGCGAGACACCUGCAGCUCGAGUCGUCCUACUCCGUUGCUCUCUACCCUGACGCUGACAUGGCAUGAUCAGGAGAGAUUUAUAAUAUAGUCUCGAACAGGAGUCCUCUCGUUGUCUAUCUGAAAGCUCUUUCGCUGUUCCCUUCGUUGUGCCCUUUCCUCAGACUUCCGACCUGUGUGGCCAGAAGGUGCAGGUGCCGUCGCCGAAACGUCACCCUCCCCCCCCCCGAACCGGCCUGCCCUGUGUUGAAAGAGAUGGACCUGGAUGAUGACCAUCGCUCUAUGUCUAUGGACAGACCUCUGUCGCCGAGACCUUCGAGAUCCGUCACGAUAGACCCAAAUCAACUGGCAAAUCGAGCCUACAGUAACUCCAGAUCAGAGUCUCUAGAUCAAGAACAUGACUUCCCUUUCACGACGCCCCACGGCCACACCCCCCAGAUAGACACCCUUCGCUCCUCGAGACCUCCACGGCACAGUGUGUCGCAUCCGCGUCCAAAGCGACUGUCCACCUCGAACAAGUCAGGCAUGCCUUUGAGCAUAUUACCGUCGGCUCCCGCCUCUCCUCCUACACCAGCGCCUUCGCCUACGCCAUAUCAACGGGCUCCUAGUUGGACUUCUGCAGGCGAGAAUGAAGAUUCGUUUCUCCGGGAUGCCAGGGGUCAUUUUUCCAAUCUGAAUGCUGCAGAACGAGAGAGAUAUCUGGCUGAGCUGCUCAACAUGUGUGACAGCCACUUGCUUUCAUUUGUCCACAACUUCGUGUCACCUAGACUAAAGAAAGACCCCUUUGAGCAUCUUCCAGACGAGCUCUGCUUGAGGGUAUUAUCAUAUAUCGACGAUCCUCUGAGCCUGGCUCGAGCUUCUCAAGUCUCGCAUCGAUGGCAUAAACUCUUGAACGACGAUAUGCUCUGGAAGAUCAUGUGCGAUAAGCAUGCCUGGCGAAGAACCUCCUCCGUCGGUCCAAGUGACGAGCUGGACUCGCCAUCUCCCUCGCAAGCGAGCCAAGGCCCCUACACAUUCAACAGUCGGUCUCCCAAACGAAACAUCGAUGGUUCUGUAGUUGGCCCGUCAAGCAGCGCACCGAACCUAACGUUACCCAAACAAGAUGCUCUGUCGACCAGCCCUCGUGCUAGGAAGCGAGUGUCACAGUCGCAUUACUCUCAUUUCCGUCACAAAUACAUGAUCGAAGCCGCUUGGAGGAAGGGUGGAGAAUGCAUCAUCAAGCACAUCACCCCAGAUCAAGGAGUGGUCACCAGCCUGCAUUUAACAGACAAAUAUAUCGUGGUGGCUAUGGAUAAUGCCAAAAUUCAUGUCUUCAAUACCGUGGGUGAACAUCAAAAAACACUAAAAGGUCAUGUCAUGGGUGUCUGGGCGAUGAUACCUUGGGACGAUAUUCUAGUAUCUGGGGGCUGCGACCGUGAUGUGAGAGUAUGGGAUAUGAAGACAGGCAGGAGCAUUCACGUCCUAAGGGGGCACACUUCGACGGUCAGGUGUCUGAAAAUGUCGGAUGCCAACACGGCCAUAUCCGGGUCGAGAGACACGACGUUGCGGAUUUGGGAUCUGCAGUCUGGGGUAUGCAAGAAUGUGCUGGUUGGGCACCAAGCCAGUGUCCGGUGCUUGGCCAUCCACGGCGACCUCGUCAUUUCCGGAUCCUACGAUACUACGGCCCGAGUUUGGAGCAUAUCUGAAGGCCGCUGUCUUCGGACGCUCACUGGACAUUUCAGCCAAAUUUACGCCAUUGCUUUUGAUGGUAAUCGCUGCGCCACUGGCUCGCUUGAUACUAGCGUCAGGAUAUGGAAUCCAAAGACGGGUAUGUGUACUGCCAUCUUGCAAGGUCACACAUCCCUGGUUGGGCAACUGCAGCUUCGCGGUGAUACUCUUGUUACAGGUGGCUCCGACGGAUCCGUGCGUGUGUGGUCGCUAAAGACUAGCUCGCCUAUUCAUCGUCUGGCUGCACAUGAUAAUAGUGUUACGAGUUUGCAGUUUGAUGACAACCGAAUCUUGAGCGGUGGCAGCGACGGCCGCGUAAAGGUCUGGAGUGUUGAGACUGGUCAACUUGUCCGUGAGCUCAGUCAACCUGCCGAAGCUGUGUGGAGAGUGGCUUUUGAGGAGGAAAAGGCCGUCAUCAUGGCCAGCCGGUCAAAUCGAACCGUCAUGGAGGUUUGGUCCUUUUCACCGCCAGAAGACCCAAUAGAUCGACGGUCGGAGAGUCCUCUGAGCUUGCCCGAACACGUGCCGGCAGCUGAAGAGGAAGAAGAACCGACUCAAUUCCACCAAGAACUAGGUGACGGUGAUGCGACCAUGAGCGACAUCUAGGGAUCCGUCGCCAGCCAGAGACGCAAUGCCACAUCGAACUCAACGAUGCGUUCAGAACGAACGACGAGACGAAUGGUGUCAGAUAAUAGAAGGUGAUGUCGUCCACGAAAAGGCAAGCCCACCGGGUAUCCUGUAUACGAAAGAAACAACCAAGGGCAAAGCCGGCAAUAGACGUCGCGAGUAUCCGGUCGUCGGUCCUACCUCGAAUCUGGGAUCUCAGAAAUGAGGACAGAAAGCAGAAGGAGGGUUCUUUGAUGAAGAACCGGUGCUAGUUACGUUGUGUGGAAGUCGUGUUUGGCUCACUGAUAUUUGCGUAUCGACAUGGCAGUAUGGAGAUACCCCAGAAAGGUUUUUCUUUUUCGUCCAGAGCAUAGCGAUUGGUGCAGGGAAGCCUGAAUUAUGGCCGGCAUGAAUCUAUCUUUAUGGAUAUUACUCAUAUUGAUGUUGAACGAGAAGUGCAUUGGUACGCUGGUAUGCUUUAAAAAGGAAGCAAGGCUUUCCCCCGGGGCAGGGGUCUCGAGCGCCCACAUCGCAUUGGACGUCAAAGUUUGAAAUGAUAUAUAUUAUUCCUAUUACAUAUGUUGUGAGCAGAUUCGAUGACACCGGGUCAUCAUGUCCCUAUUUCCUUGUUUCAUC